Oncorhynchus masou masou (cherry salmon) is the source of this 3971-nucleotide messenger RNA. Its product is annotated as contactin-associated protein-like 5. NCBI's taxonomy places the organism in Eukaryota, Metazoa, Chordata, Actinopteri, Salmoniformes, Salmonidae. The record is from RefSeq and is a predicted model, not a curated record. The coding region runs from base 19 to 3861 and encodes 1280 amino acids. The transcript is spliced from 24 exons.
AAUGGCCCGUUGGUAUCCAUGCUGCCCCGGGGCUCUUUUGUGAGCUCCUCUCAGUCCUCUGUCAGUUAUGCUCCACACUUCUCCAAGAUCAACAGAAGAGAUGGAGCGGGAGGCUGGUCUCCCCAGGUGACAGAUAGACAUCCUUGGCUGCAGCUGGACCUCAGGGACAGGAUGGAGGUGACGGCCGUCGCCACACAGGGGCGCUACGGAGGCUCAGACUGGGUCAGCGGCUACCUGCUCCUGUUCAGUGACACUGGCCGAGCCUGGAAGCAGUACCGACAGGAGGACGGGGUGGGGAGGUUUGUGGGGAACGUGAAUGCUGACGGUGUCGUCCACCACAAGUUGUCCCACUCUAUCAGAAGCCGCUUCCUGCGCUUCGUUCCCCUGGACUGGAACCCCAGUGGCUGGGUGGGACUCAGAGUGGAGGUCUACGGCUGUGCCUACAAAUCAGACGUGGCAGACUUUGAUGGCAGAAGUUCCCUGCUCUACCGGUUUAACCAGAAGUCCAUGAGCACGGUGAAGGAUGUGAUCUCAUUGCGCUUCAAGAGCCGCCAGGCUGAGGGGGUGCUGCUCCAUGGAGAGGGUCAGAGGGGCAAUUACAUCACACUGGAGCUGCACCGGGCCAGGCUGGCCCUCUACCUCAACCUGGAUGACACAAGGCUGCGGUUCAGCAGUGGGCGUGUUGCGGUCACUCUCAGCAGUCUUCUGGACGACCAGCACUGGCACUCUGUCCUCAUCGAGCGCUUCAACAAGCAGGUCAACCUCACCGUGGACACCCACACACAGCACUUCAGGACCAAGGGGGAAGGAGACUCCCUGGAGGUGGACUAUGAGCUCAGCUUCGGGGGCAUCCCACUGCCAGGUAAACCUGGUACCUUCCUGAGGAAGAACUUCCAUGGCUGCAUGGAGAACCUCUACUACAAUGGGAUCAACAUCAUCGACCUCGCCAAGCGACGCAAGCCUCAGAUCUACAGCGUGGGCAACGUGACCUUCUCGUGCUCUGAGCCCCAGCUGGUGUCCACUACCUUCCUGAGCUCCAGCAGCAGCUUCCUGUCACUCCCGGCCACGCUGUCUGCUUCGGGGGGCUUCGCUGUGCGUUUCCAGUUCAGAACGUGGAACCCAGAUGGGCUACUGCUCUCCACCCGGCUGGCCCUGGAGCCCCAGCGACUGGAGCUGCAGAUCAGCAACAGUCGGCUGCGCCUGACCCACCACAUGUCAGCCCAGCAGAAAGAAGAGGUCUCCACCGGUCACAGAGUGAAUGAUGGACUGUGGCACUCUGUGAGUCUCAGCUCCCGAGGUCUCCAGGUCACCAUGACUCUGGACAAUGAGCCGUCCUCAACUAUGGAGCUGGGAGACCACAUGGAGGCAGGAGACAGCCUCUACUUUGGAGGUUGUCCGUCUCUGAACGUCUCGUUCUGUGAGAACCCCACGUUGGCGUUCCAGGGGUGCAUGCGUCUCUUCUCCAUCAACAGCCAGCCCAUGGACCUGAACCUGGUGCACCAAGGACGACUAGGAGACUACAAGGAGCUGCAGUUUGACACAUGUGGCAUCCAUGACAGAUGUCUGCCCAACUUCUGUGAACAUGGAGGGCAGUGUUCCCAGUCUUGGAGCUGCUUCUACUGCGACUGCUCUAGGACAGGAUACACUGGAGCCACCUGCCACAACUCCAUCUAUGAGGCAUCAUGUGAGGCCUACCGUCUGACUGGCAGCUCCUCAGGCUACUUCUCCAUUGAUCCAGAUGGCAGUGGUCCACUGGCGCCCACACAGGUCUACUGCAACAUGACAGAGAACAAGGUGUGGACAGUAGUGACCCACAACAGCACAGAUCCAGUCAGGGUCCAGGGUUCUACACUACAGAAGCCCUACGUUAUGAAGUUUAACUACAGCGCCUCACCUGAACAACUGAUGGCCCUCGUGUCCGGGUCAGAGCAAUGUCAACAGGAAGUUAUGUACAGCUGUAGGAAGUCCCGCCUCUUCAACACCAGAGAUGGACCUCCCCUGUCCUGGUGGGUGGACCAGAGUGGAGAGAGACGGACCUACUGGGGAGGCUUCCUGCCAGGUGUUCAGCAGUGUUCCUGCAGCCUGGAGGAGAACUGCAUGGACAUGAACUACUUCUGCAACUGUGAUGCCGACACAGACUCAUGGGCUAAUGACACAGGAGUACUUUCUUACAAAGAGCACUUACCAGUGAGUGAGAUCGUGAUUGGAGACACCAACAGAACAGGCUCUGAGGCGCUCUACAGAAUCGGCCCGCUGCGUUGUUAUGGCGACAAGUCUGUGUGGAAUGCAGCGUCCUUCUACCAGGAGUCAUCCUACCUGCACUUCCCCACCCUCCAGGCAGAGCUCAGCGCUGACAUCUCCUUCUACUUCAAGACCAGCGCUCCCUCAGGAGUCUUCCUGGAGAACGUGGGCCUCAAGGACUUCAUCAGAGUGGAGCUCAGCUCUCCGUUCACAGUGACGUUCUCCUUUGAUGUGGGAAACGGGCCGGUGGUCCUGGCCAUUAAGUCCCACAUGCCCCUGAAUGACAGGCAGUGGCACUAUGUGAGGGCGGAGCGCAGCGUGAAGGAGGCCUCACUGCAGGUGGACCAGCUGCCCCUGCGCUUCCUGGAAGCUCCAUCUGAGGGACACCUCCGCCUCAGUCUCAACAGCCAGCUGUUUGUGGGGGGAACAGCAGCUAGGCAGAGGGGCUUCUUGGGUUGCAUCAGAACUCUGACUAUAAACGGUGUGACCUUUAACCUGGAGGAGCGGGCUAAGAUGACCCCGGGGGUGAGUGCUGGCUGCCCCGGCCACUGCAGUGGCUCCAGCAGUCUCUGCCACAACAGCGGGAGGUGCAUUGAGAAGAACAGCGGCUACGUCUGUGACUGCUCUCAGUCUGCCUAUGGGGGGCCCUCCUGCAAGGAAGAGGUGUCUGUGUCGUUUAACAGAGAGUCGUCGGUGACCUACACCUUCCAGGAGCCUUUCUCUGUGAUGCAGAAUAGGAGCUUCCAGGCCUCCAGUGUCUACAGAGGGAACAGCAGGGCCAGAGAGAACAUGGCUUUCAUCUUCAUGACCACACAGAGCCCUGCCAUGCUGCUCACUGUCAGCACCUUCAGCCAGCAGUACAUAGCAGUCAUCCUGGCACGCAACGGGAGUAUCCAGAUCUGGUACCAUCUCCAUGUGGACAGGAGGCCAGAUGUGUUCAGUCCCAGACCCUCCAGCCUGGCAGACGGACGCCUCCACCGUAUCAGAAUCCACCGUGAGGGAAAAGACGUCUACCUACAGAUUGACAAGGACAUGAACCUAAAGUACUGCCUGUCAUCAGAUACAGAGUUCAUCUCCAUCAAAUCACUGACCUUGGGGAAGGUCACAGUUGACACUAUGGAUGAGGAAGUGAUGCAGGCAGGAUCUAAGGGCUUCAUUGGCUGCCUGUCCUCAGUCCAGUUCAAUCACAUGGCUCCACUGAAGGCAGCGCUACUGAACCGUGCCAACUCAUUGGUCAGCGUACGGGGUCACUUGGUGGAGUCUAACUGUGGUGCGCUGGCUGACUCAACAAUAUUUCACUCUCAAUCAGAUCAUUCAGGGACAGUCGGCAGAGGGCCAUUAAGGAACGCUUCACAAAGCAACUAUGCGGUAAUUGGAGGUGUGGUGUCAGCAGUAGUCUUCAUCACUCUGUGUGUAGUGGUGGUGAUGACCUGUUUCCUGUACCAGCACCGGCAGGCCCGGAGAGACGCCAGCAUCAAGGAGAAGGAGCACCGGACUAACCUGGAAACAACCUACCGGAGAGAAGCAGCCUACCAGGCAGAACCAGCCUACCGGACAGAGUUCCACCUCCAUGACAGUCAUAGCUCCACCCUCAAUGACAACAGGGAGUACUACAUCUGAACACCUGUGUCCCAGUCCCCUGGUCAUCAGGGAAGGCCUCUCCUCUGAAAGUGGAUUGGGAAGUGGAGAUGUCACUGCAGAAUUCCGGACAAGAAAAUGGCCAAGUGUCC